This is a messenger RNA of Pseudophryne corroboree (corroboree frog), 6136 nucleotides long. It is a transcript of the gene AP3D1, whose product is annotated as adaptor related protein complex 3 subunit delta 1. The transcript has 33 exons. Gene Ontology annotation, biological process: Golgi to vacuole transport; synaptic vesicle membrane organization; synaptic vesicle budding from endosome. Gene Ontology annotation, cellular component: membrane coat; endosome membrane; presynaptic endosome. The coding region runs from base 162 to 3923 and encodes 1253 amino acids. The record is from RefSeq and is a predicted model, not a curated record. NCBI's taxonomy places the organism in Eukaryota, Metazoa, Chordata, Amphibia, Anura, Myobatrachidae.
UGACACACCACUGAGCGGCCACAGCAGCAGCCAUCCCCCUGUCACAUGGGCUUAGUGGGCGGGGACUACAGUCAGCUGAGCGGCGGCCAUUUUGUGUCUCAGUAUCCGGUGACAGCAGGAGACUCCAGCAGAAGCUGCGGGGCCCUACCCGGUGUCCGGCCAUGGCGCUCCGUAUGGUGAAGGGCAGCAUCGAUCGCAUGUUUGAUAAGAACCUGCAGGACCUGGUGAGAGGUAUCCGGAAUCACAAGGAAGAUGAGGCAAAGUAUAUCUCUCACUGCAUCGACGAGAUCAAGCAAGAGCUUAAACAAGACAAUAUUGCAGUAAAAGCCAAUGCCGUCUGCAAGCUGACAUAUUUGCAAAUGCUGGGCUAUGACAUCAGCUGGGCUGCAUUCAAUAUCAUUGAGGUGAUGAGCGCCUCAAAGUUUACUUUUAAGAGGAUUGGGUACCUAGCUGCUUCACAGUGCUUUCAUGAGGGGACCGAUGUCAUUAUGCUGACCACAAACCAAAUUAGGAAGGAUCUCAGCAGUCCCAAUCAGUAUGAUACAGGGGUUGCCCUGACUGGCUUGUCUUGCUUUGUCACUCCUGACUUGGCCAGGGACUUGGCUAACGACAUAAUGACACUGAUGUCCCACACAAAGCCAUAUAUUAGGAAAAAGUCGGUCCUGAUAAUGUACAAAGUUUUUCUGAAGUACCCAGAGUCUCUGCGACCAGCCUUCCCAAGACUCAAAGAAAAACUGGAGGACCCUGACCCAGGGGUGCAGUCUGCAGCAGUGAAUGUCAUUUGUGAACUAGCCCGCCGAAACCCCAAAAAUUACCUAUCGUUGGCCCCCCUGUUCUUCAAACUCAUGACUUCAUCUACUAACAACUGGGUCUUAAUUAAAAUCAUCAAAUUGUUUGGGGCACUUACUCCCUUGGAACCAAGACUGGGAAAGAAAUUAAUUGAGCCUCUGACAAACUUAAUACACAGUACAUCUGCAAUGUCUCUUCUCUACGAAUGUGUGAAUACUGUUAUAGCAGUUUUGAUAUCGUUGUCAUCUGGGAUGCCCAAUCACAGUGCCAGUAUUCAGCUCUGUGUUCAGAAGUUACGUAUUCUUAUAGAAGACUCUGACCAGAAUUUGAAGUACCUGGGAUUGCUAGCUAUGUCAAAGAUCUUGAAAACUCAUCCAAAGUCUGUACAAUCCCACAAAGAUCUCAUCCUCCAGUGUCUGGAUGACAAGGAUGAGUCCAUAAGGUUGCGAGCCUUGGAUCUGCUGUACGGGAUGGUGUCAAAGAAGAAUUUGAUGGAAAUUGUCAAGAAGUUGAUGAUCCAUGUUGACAAAGCAGAGGGAACUGCAUACAGGGAUGAAUUACUGACCAAAAUUAUUGAUAUAUGCAGCCAGUCUAACUACCAGUACAUUACCAAUUUUGAGUGGUACAUUAGCAUUCUAGUAGAGCUCACUCGUCUGGAAGGGACACGCCAUGGGCACCUCAUAGCUGCUCAGAUGCUUGAUGUUGCCAUCAGAGUGAAAGCUAUUCGGAAGUUUGCUGUAUCGCAGAUGGCUACAUUGCUGGACAAUGCCCACCUACUGGCCAGCAACACUCAGCGCAAUGGAAUUUGUGAAGUACUUUAUGCAGCCGCUUGGAUUUGUGGCGAGUUCUCAGAGCACCUACCGGAACCACAACAGACCUUGGAGGCUAUGCUAAGACCGAAGGUCACUACGUUGCCAGGUCAUAUUCAGGCGGUUUAUGUACAGAAUUUGGUAAAAUUAUACUCUUGUAUACUGCAAAGCAAGGAACACGAGGGAGAUCAUGAAGCGGCAAAGGAGAUUACACAGCUAAUGGUCGAUAGGCUUCCCCAAUUUGUACAAAGCGCUGACUUGGAAGUUCAGGAGAGGGCUUCCUGCAUACUGCAGCUCAUCAAAUAUAUACUGAAGCUACAAGCAAAGGAGGUCCCUGUUGCCGAGGAGGUUAUGGCACUGUUUGCUGGUGAACUGAACCCGGUUGCACCAAAAGCUCAGAAAAAAGUCCCUGUUCCUGAAGGUUUAGACCUGGAUGCCUGGAUCAAUGAGCCACCUUCAGAUAGUGAAUCAGAAGAUGAAAAGCCCAAAGCAAUCUUCCAGGAUGAGAAGCAGAUACAUGCAAAGUCAUCCCGACCAGAGAUUGAUGAGGACGAGUUGGCAAGGAGGCGCGCUGUUCGGAAAGAAGAACAAGCCAAUAACCCAUUCUACAUUAAAAGCUCUCCCUCCCCACAGAAGCUGUACCAAGAUUCCCCUGGUGUUGAUCACAUCCCUGUGGUGCAGAUUGAUCUUACUGUACCACUAAAAGUUCCAGGGCUUCCCAUGUCAGAUCAGUAUGUGAAGCUGGAGGAGGAAAGAAGGACCAAACAACGGCAGGAUAAGGACAAGAAGAGGAAGAAGGACAAAGAGAGGAAAGGUGGAAAGACACAGCGACAUAGAUCUCUUCACACAGAGAGUGAUGAAGAUAUUGCCCCAGCCCACCACGUGGACAUCAUUACUGAGGAGAUGCCAGAGAAUGCCCUUCCCAGUGAUGAUGAUGACAAGGAUCCAAAUGACCCAUACAGAGCGCUGGACAUAGAUUUAGAUAAGCCCUUAGCAGACGCAGAAAAGCUUCCCGUUCAAAGACACAGGAAUGCAGAAAACCUAAAAUCUCCUGAAAAUGAAGCCUCUACCUUGGACCAAAAAAUUCAAAAGCCCAGCAAAAAGGAGAAAAAGCAGCAAGAGUCUGAGAGAGUUAAGAAGAAAGAAAAAAAAAAAAGUAAAGGGAAAGAAGAGAAAACUAAACGCAAGAAAUCUUCCCUGACCAGCGCAACAAGGGAAGAGGAGGAACUAGUGAAGAAUGUAGAGGUCAAACAGGAUGAAAAAGCUCCCACAGAUGACAUGGAUUUCUGGCUAUCAAGCUCACAGAUUCCGCCACAAGUACAGAUUCCUUCAGCCCAAAGCCAGCCUGAUAAAAUUGCAACUGUGGAGGAGCCGGUGGAGCCCAAACAGCCUGAAGUGCAGGAGGAAGUAAAUGAAGAAGAAUCAGAGAAGAAGUCUCAUCGACAUAAGAAAAAACAUAAGAAGGAGAAAGAAGAUUCUAAGGAGGAUAGGAAAUCCCGAAAGAAGAAACACCACCACCACCACCACCAUCACAAUCAUCACAAUGAAUCACCUGUAGGGGAACAUACAGAAUCUGUUCAUAAUGGGACCUUAGAUGAAGAAGAGCCUCUUCCGCCAAUGUCCAGUUAUUGCCUUUUGGCUGAAAACAAAUUCAUCAAAAUGAUGUAUGAUGUUCAAGGAGAUCUGCAGAAGGAGAGCGAGGUCAAAGUCUCCAUCAUUUUAGAAAACCAGAGUCAAAGUUUUCUUAAAAAUAUGGAGCUAAAUGUUUUGGAUUCGUUAAAUACCAAAAUGCGUAGGCCAGAUGGGUCUUCUGUUCACGAUGGGAUACCUGUGCCAUUCCAGUUGCCUCCAGGUGUGUCUAAUGAAGCUCAGUUUGUAUUCACUGUGCAAAGUAUUGUAAUGCCCCAGAAGCUCAAAGGAACAUUGUCUUUUAUAGUAAAGGAUGAUGAAGGAUCUUCUCAUGAAAAACUAGAUUUCAAAAUCCAUUUCAGUUGUUCCUCAUAUUUAAUCAUGACUCCCUGCUUCAGUGAUGCAUUCGCCAAACUCUUGGAAUCAGGAGACUUGAAAAUGAUUUCCUUGAAAGUAGAAGGUACAAGUCUGUCCUUUCACCACCUGUUAGCAAAGAUCUGCUUUUACCACCGCUUCACAGUGAUUGAACGAGUCGAUUCCUGUGCGUCAAUGUACAGUCGGUCCAUCCAGGGCCACCAUGUUUGCUUAUUGGUGAAAAAGGGUGACAAUUCGAUAUCCAUUGAUGGCAAAUGCAGUGAAGCAACACUCCUCAGCAGCCUUCUCAGUGAGAUCAAAUCUACAUUUGCAGAAUCAUGAGUGAAGAGGAACCCCUUCCCUACAUUUUAUCCUCAUCCUCUCUGCUCCUCCGGUACAGCGCAAUCAGAACUGAAAGUGAAAAGACUGACCCGCAAAAGCAUGUUCAAGCCCCUCAUUGCAGGAUCACCAAUUUUACAGUCACAUGGAAAUGGAGACUUUUAUCAUGCCUAAUUUUUUUUUUUUUGUUUAUUAUUAAUACAAAAUACUGGAGUAAAUUCUAUUUUUUGUUAUAUAUACCGCAGUAGUAACUCUUUGCAGUGAUAGAACAGCUGUUAAUUGAGAUCUCACAUUCAGCAAUAUUGCUGUUGAAUGUGUGGGACAUCUUCGGACAGUAAUAUGUUAUUACUGCCACUCAGCGUAUAUGCCUGCAUUAAACACCAGGCUUACACACUGUUUUAUUAUUAGCCCCAAAUACAUUAAUAUACAACAUAAAUAUUUGCUGUAAUUGAUUUCCCAUCAGUAUUGUGCUGAACUGUGGCUUGUAAACAAAGUCCUUUUUGUAUCUCUGUAGUAGAUCUGUCAUCAGUCAGGCCCCUCACUAUUCAUUAAAAAGUGAGGAACUGUUUUAAUUGCUUAGAACGAUUGUCCAACAUAGCACUUCUACUGAAUAUAACAGAAAAUCUGCCUUGUUUGCUGUGUUGCAUGGAUUGCCUGUAAUGAGAGAGAGAAUAUUUAAUGUUCUUGAUUACUUUUAUGUCCUUGCUACACAUCUCAAGUCUUAUUUAUGUGCAGUUAUGAGUUAUGUGCCCCUUUUAAUCUCUAUUGCACUCUUAGUGGGCCUGCAAGACAUUCCUAAGUAUAUCUUUAUUUGCCUCCCCUUCAUAACUGGAAAAUCCAAGUUUGCUCUUCCUAGUGUGUCUUAUUUGUUUGUGUGUGGGUUUUGUUUUUGUUUUUUGCUGGUUUGUUCUGUUUCUUUCCCUUGUGUUUCCCUCAUAUUAGCUGUACCUUUAAAAUAAGUUUGUUUUUUUUGUACAUGUAACAAUGUUGUGGUGUACAGUCUGAUUAGCAGAAGUUAUGAUAACCAUUAACACCUUUUGCCUUCAUAGAAACCUGAUGUUUAAAUAACUAAAGAUCUGUUAAGGUAAAAGAUGUUCAGAUUCAAAAAUCAUGUGGGGACCUGGGGAAAUAACUGGUGGUGCCUUAACAUAACAUUCUAACACAUUACCAAGUGAGGCAAGUGUACAAAAAUGUUAAAGGAUCCUAACCCAUGCCUUUUCAGAAAUGAACUUCCUAACACCCAAUUGUAGGAAGAGAUAUUGGUCCAUCAGCAGAAAUAGACUGCAACAUUUGGAUAAGAUACCACUAUUAUAUACAAACAUCUAUUUAUUUCACAUUUAAAAUAGAUGUAAAGAAUUGUGUAUUAUUGUAACAAUAGUGCAUUGUAAAAGAUCAUUUACGUUAGUGUAACUUGCUGGUCCUGCAAGAAAUUUUUGGCAGGUUUGGUGGGUAGCUUUUUUUACUUUUUAACCUCUGCAACCCUUUUCUAAAUAAGUCUUGGUGGAUUUCCCUGUUACAUUUGAUGUUUGCGACAGAAGAAAAGCAAAACAGGCUGCAGAUCAAGCCUGUAAACAAAUAAAGUAUUAGCAUUGUUACUACAUCUUUAUAAACACUAAACUGCAGUCUGUACCAAGCAACAGUCAUCGCUCAGCAACCAUUACACUUGUGUGAUGAAACAAUCAAAUUAUUUUUACACUUAUAAAAGCUUUGAAGGUUAUGUCUUGAGUUAGUAAGAUAAUGCACAACUUAAGUACAGGAAAGCAACUGCAAGAGCAGAGGGUAGAAAAGAAAGCAUUUAGCUAUGUGUAAUACUGUACUUGUCUUGCUUGUCUACAGCCUGUAUGAGGGCAUUCUUUAGCUGUGCUCCUACAAUAUCACUAUUGGAUUACAAUAUGUCCUCCCCUUUCUGCACUCCUUUUGGUGUGUUGUAUGCCCAGGCCCUGCACAUCCUGUGUCCUAGUCUCAGAUUCCAGAUCUCUUGAAAAAAAUGUCUGUACAUUUUCAUUGUUUCUAUCCCCAGCCUUGCCCUCUACCACAUCCGCAUGUAGAGUAUUUUUUAUCCAGGACCCUGUUUAGUGAUUCUAGAAAUUUUCAAAAUGUAUGUGUGAUAAAUUUGCUAUUCACAUUCCCUUAAAGAGGGCAGAGAAAAGGUACCACAAAUGCUGCUGUGAUUAUGUCAAGAUGAUCCACAAUAAAAUAUGGAAAUGGUUAUGAAA